This is a messenger RNA of Amphimedon queenslandica, 1736 nucleotides long. RefSeq lists its product as uncharacterized. The record is from RefSeq and is a predicted model, not a curated record. Lineage: Eukaryota; Metazoa; Porifera; Demospongiae; Haplosclerida; Niphatidae. The coding region runs from base 364 to 1392 and encodes 342 amino acids. The transcript has 4 exons. Gene Ontology annotation, biological process: signal transduction. Gene Ontology annotation, molecular function: protein binding.
UGUGAUAGUUGGGUAAUAAUAAACAUCAAACAUUUCCUGAAUGAAGUCAAUGGGUUACUGUUUAGCCCCAAACAUGAUCUAACUUCAAUCAGCAAUAUUGGCCUAGUUCCAGUAAGCUGGAUCAAAUCAACAUUUCCAGAACAUUCUCCUCUCACGCUGUCCGACAUAUUGCAUACGCUUGAAGUGUGCCAAGUAAUUGACAACAAUAAUGCUGGCAUAUCGAUUUCAGACAGAUGCUUGUUUUUUCCUUCUUUUGUUCCUCCGGGUCGUCCUCAUUCUUUACCACCUCACAAUGAGUUUGGCUUUGUGUGGAAUUUGGAAUGCAUUCAUUAUUCUCGAUUCUUCCCCACUCAGUUCUGUCACAUGCUCAUCCUUAGACUGGCACUUAAAUUUCCUCUGAAAAGUAUCAAAAGUUGCUCGUCUCCCGUUUUACUUCAAGCCAUCUCAAGAAGGUGUCAAAUGUGGAAAUUUGGAAUACAUUGGAAGACAGAUGAUUAUUUGGAAAUUUUAGUUGAAUUGUCUGAAGAUAUGCAAGAUGUCAGAGUCAAAAUUAAAUGGAAUGAAGACUCUCCACAGUCUAUUAAAGCAAUGAUGAAGCUAAGAAGCUCAAUUAUAAAGACAAUCUUCUGUCUUCACCAAGAGUAUUGCUCAUCUCUAGAAGUAGGUGAAUUCCUAGAGUUGCCUUAUGCUUCAUGGGAUUCUGAGAGUCAUCAUCAGUUUGCAAUGCAAGACAUUGUAUGUUCUAUUUGUUUGAAAAAGGAAAGUGUACUUUCUAGUGACACCACAGGGAGUGAAGUAAAACGGCUUGACAAGAUAUUACUUCACGAACCCUUAGUCAACCUUCCUCAAACCAUCCUUUUAAAAAUUUUUCUUUGCUGCAACACUGACUUGUUAAUAGAACCAGAUCUUUUGAAGCAACUUAAUCAGAGUUUAAAGCCUCAUAUUGCCUUUGCUUGUGAACAGACAUUCAGUACAGUACAAUCGCAUAUUGAAAAACAUUCCUUGUUUUGUGAAAGAACUAUUGUACGAACGGUACUAGAAGAGCAUGAAGAAGAAAUUAAACUGAAUAUUGAAGAAGAGCAACUCUUACUUGAUCCGCCUAUUAAGAUUUAUGGAAUAACAUACGAUCCAGAUGAUCUACCAAAUGGCCCACUAGAUUCAUCACACUUUCGUAUUAUUUUUAAUUUCUUGAAAAACUUCAAUAAUUGGUUUGAAUUGGGUAUUCAUCUUGGCCUGAUGCCUUCAGCCCUCAAAGAGAUUGAGAAUGACUUUCAACGCCAAGAAAGAAGGUGCAAAAUUGAGAUGAUCCAGUUAUGGCUUGAUGGUAGUGAUGCUAGUAAAUCGUCUUUGAUGGAAGCACUAAAAAGAUCUUGCUUAACUUUAAUACAAUGAAUGGGUGUGAUGAGAGGGAACAGCAAUGCUUGCAUGUGUUCAUUAUAGUUUUGAAAAAUUAAUGUAAUAAAAUUAUAAUUGAGCCACAACAACAAAAUUAAAAAUAUUAUAGACGUAGCUAUAACAAGUGUACAUCCAAACACACAAACAUAGAUACAAGCAUAUCUCUGUAACAUACCAACAAUGAUAACAACCAGAUUAUAAGCAAUUCUAUUCAGUUAUUUAGAAAAGCUUGUAUAGCAUCCCACAUCAUCGUAACUUGUUCCUUAGAACUGUUAGUAUUGCUAUUGUAGUCCAGAGUAUCUGUGUUCCAGAAGGCAAUCCCCCGUAGUUUCUUUUCUGCA